Molecule: messenger RNA, 2388 nt
Organism: Fomitiporia mediterranea MF3/22
Lineage: Eukaryota; Fungi; Basidiomycota; Agaricomycetes; Hymenochaetales; Hymenochaetaceae
Exons: 2
Coding region: 1-2388 (795 amino acids)
Biological process (GO): regulation of transcription by RNA polymerase II
Molecular function (GO): DNA-binding transcription factor activity, RNA polymerase II-specific; RNA polymerase II cis-regulatory region sequence-specific DNA binding
Source: RefSeq, a predicted model, not a curated record
AUGGACCCCCUCCGCCAUAACAUCCCCCGCGACAGAGACGACGGCGGCCACGACAUUAACCAAGACAUCCUCUCCCGCACUCAGCAGGACGACAUGGUCUCCGCUCCCGCCGCCCCGCCGCCCUCAAAUCCAACGUCCAGAGACGCCAACGUCGCAAAACGCUACCGUGCAGCGCCUGCAAAGACAUUCCAAUGCAGAGGCUACGGGGACUGUCACAUGGUUUUCAGCAGGAGCGAGCAUCUUGCUAGACACGUCAGGAAACAUACUGGCGAGCGCCCUUUCACUUGUCAUUGCGGCAAGCAGUUCUCGCGCCUUGACAACCUGCGCCAACAUGCGCAGACAGUCCAUUCCGACAAGCCGGAGGACAACGAGCGCAUGAUGCGCGAGCUCACCGCCCUCCACACGUCCAUGGCCGCCGCCCACAAGGCUGCAACAUCCCGCGGCAAGCGCUCUCAACAGUCGCUCGCAACGCCCGCGUCGGCCGCCGCCAACGCAUCGCAAGCUGCCUCGCUCGGUAUGGGGAGCAGCAGUGUAAACAAUGGCGUAAAGGUGGAGGAGAUGCAGAUGCACCGCACUCUGUCUUCAGCUAACUAUUACGGUCAGCAGCGCCCUGGCACUUCUGUCGGUUACGACGUCGGUCCUGACUCCUCUGGCUCUGCGCCGUCUUUCGGUCACAGAGCAUCUUGGCAGCAACUCGAUCAUGCAGCAAAUGCAAAUGCACCACCUUCGUCGACCCACUCUGGAGCUCGACCCUACCAUGCACAGGAACAACUCCAACUGCAGUCCGGACAGCACAUCCAGCAGCAGCAGCGCGUACCGUCUUCCGCCUACGCCGCCCAUCACCCCGCCGACGGCCAUUCCUUUCGUGACUCCCACCAGUCCUUUCGUAACUCACAACCCAGCGCGCAGUUCCAACACCAACAACAGCAACUCCAACAACCCGGCCAGUCCUUUCUUGCCUCCCAGCCCUUUCUCCCCUCCCCCGCCGAGCUCGCAUCCGGCCGCCCGUCAUCAUCUCGCAGUAGGCCACCCACUUCAAGCGGUCCCGACCCAGGCACAGCAGCAGCAAUUUCAACAUCAUCAGCACCAGCAGUCCCAGCAGCAUCCAAUGUUCGCACCCCACUCCCGCCAAUCUCUGCCGUUAUCCCCCAAUCCAUCGCCGCACCCGGCCGGCAGCCUGCCGUUCUUCAGUUACCCCCCAGCUCAGCAGGCACAGACGCACGGCGACCGGGAACAGCACCGGCAACCUACGCAUAUCUCCCCCACCGGUCAUCUUUCGGCAGCGGACGAUCUGCAGCUCGGGGCCCUCCAGGUGGAGGGCUGGGCGCUGUCCCAGAGCUUUCCGUAUACGGAGCAACAACAACAACAGAGCUGGGAGGACCUGCAGCAGCAGCACCAGGGCCAGCGUACGAGUUCGCCCGCAGCCAGCGAGAAUAUGCUCACGCAGCAACAUACGGGUACCCACCGAGCCCGCCUGACGGGUAUGGCUCGGGCGCAAACGACAGUCCCUUUUCCUUCCACCCUCCCUCGCUCGCCGACUCCGGGCCAAGCGCAGCAGCGCCAGCAACAUCUCGCCUUCGCAAGCGGCCAUACAGCGGCGACGACGGGUCCGAGUCCGACGAUGACAUCGACAGCGAUGUCGACGUCAGGGAUGAUGCCACCACAGGCGGCGGCUCAGCGGCCCGGCCGCCACCCACACCCUCAACCGCCGCCGGGGAGCGCGGCGAGUACGACUACGGCGGGACCGGAAGCAGGCCUCAGUCUCGACGGCUCUCCGUCAUGGAGCUCUGCAAUGACGCCGACGCUGCAGGGUCCGCUUUUCUACCAUUAUCAGGCAGCUCAAGACCAGCAACGGCAUCUGGCCGGGUCGAAUUCGCAUCCCCAAGCGCAGCAGCAGCCCUUGCAGAGUCGGCAGCAGCAGCAGCAAUACCUACAGGGUCAGCAGCACCAACAGCAGCAGCACUCCCAACAGCAACAACAACAGCUUCAACAGCAGCAGCAGGGGGCGGAAGCUCGCCAGGCGGAUCUCCAGUCGGGAGCCCCUUCGCAUAUGGCCUCGAUGGGCCUGGGGGAGGACUACAUACAGCGGUACGUCGCUAUGGCGCAGGCGGCGGCGCAGCAGCAGGGGUUUUACCUCGCCGCUCCAGCCCCGGGCAACGCCAACAACAACAGCGCGCUUCCGCCUCCCCACGCUCACCAAGCACGCUUUCGUUCGGACGGCGAAGUCCAGCAUCAGGGAGUGGGUCCGGGGGCAGCGCAUCACCCUCCUACGCCCACGUCGGCGCUCACGCCGGCGACGGCUUACAGCAGUCCUCCCGCCAUGACCAAGUACGAGUCUCCGUCUCUCCACGCGGGAGCACUGCAACUCCUACCGGAGUGAGGGUCUGA